GGGAUGCUGUCCCAUGUUGUCUCUACAAGGUGUCGAAAGCGUUCCACAGGGAUGCUGGUCCAUGUUGACUCUACAAGGUGUCUAAAGCGUUCCACAGGGAUGCUGGUCCAUGUUGACUCUACAAGGUGUCCAAAGCGUUCCACAGGGAUGCUGGCCCAUGUUGACUCUACAAGGUGUCUAAAGCGUUCCACAGGGAUGCUGGCCCCAUGUUGACUCUACAAGGUGUCUAAAGCGUUCCACAGGGAUGCUGGCCCCAUGUUGACUCUACAAGGUGUUGAAAGCGUUCCACAGGGAUGCUGGCCCCAUGUUGACUCUACAAGGUGUCCAAAGCGUUCCACAGGGAUGCUGGUCCAUGUUGUCUCCAAUGCUUCCCACAGCUGUCAAGUUGGCUGGAUGUCCUUUGGGUGGUGGACCAUUCUUGAUACACACAGGAAACUGUUGAGUGUGAAAAACCCAGGAGAGUUGCAGUUCUUGACACAAACAGGUGCUACUGAACAAACACGUCGCUACAUUGGAUCCCUGUUAUUGUACACAUGGCUACAUUGGAUCCCUGUUAUUGUACACAUGGCUACAUAGGAUCCCUGUUAUUGUACACAUGGCUACAUUGGAUCCCUGUUAUUGUACACAUGGCUACAUUGGAUCCCUGUUAUUGUACACAUGGCUCCAUUGGAUCCCUGUUAUUGUACACAUGGCUAUAUUGGAUCUCUGUUAUUGUACACAUGGCUAUAUUGGAUCCCUGUUAUUGUACACAUGGCUAUAUUGGAUCUCUGUUAUUGUACACAUGGCUAUAUUGGAUCCCUGUUAUUGUACACAUGGCUAUAUUGGAUCUCUGUUAUUGUACACAUGGCUAUAUUGGAUCUCUGUUAUUGUACACAUGGCUACAUUGGAUCCCUGUUAUUGUACACAUGGCUCCAUUGGAUCUCUGUUAUUGUACACAUGGCUAUAUUGGAUCUCUGUUAUUGUACACAUGGCUCCAUUGGAUCCCUGUUAUUGUACACAUGGCUAUAUUGGAUCCCUGUUAUUGUACACAUGGCUAUAUUGGAUCCCUGUUAUUGUACACAUGGCUAUAUUGGAUCUCUGUUAUUGUACACAUGGCUAUAUUGGAUCCCUGUUAUUGUACACAUGGCUAUAUUGGAUCCCUGUUAUUGUACACAUGGCUAUAUUGGAUCUCUGUUAUUGUACACAUGGCUAUAUUGGAUCCCUGUUAUUGUACACAUGGCUAUAUUGGAUCUCUGUUAUUGUACACAUGGCUACAUUGGAUCCCUGUUAUUGUACACAUGGCUACAUUGGAUCCCUGUUAUUGUACACAUGGCUACAUUGGAUCCCUGUUAUUGUACACAUGGCUACAUUGGAUCCCUGUUAUUGUACACAUGGCUACAUUGGAUCCCUGUUAUUGUACACAUGGCUCCAUUGGAUCUCUGUUAUUGUACACAUGGCUAUAUUGGAUCUCUGUUAUUGUACACAUGGCUAUAUUGGAUCCCUGUUAUUGUACACAUGGCUACAUUGGAUCCCUGUUAUUGUACACAUGGCUAUAUUGGAUCUCUGUUAUUGUACACAUGGCUAUAUUGGAUCCCUGUUAUUGUACACAUGGCUCCAUGUUAUUGUACACAUGGCUACAUUGGAUCCCUGUUAUUGUACACAUGGCUACAUUGGAUCUCUGUUAUUGUACACAUGGCUACAUUGGAUCCCUGUUAUUGUACACAUGGCUACAUUGGAUCUCUGUUAUUGUACACAUGGCUAUAUUGGAUCCCUGUUAUUGUACACAUGGCUACAUUGGAUCCCUGUUAUUGUACACAUGGCUAUAUUGGAUCCCUGUUAUUGUACACAUGGCUACAUUGGAUCUCUGUUAUUGUACACAUGGCUAUAUUGGAUCUCUGUUAUUGUACACAUGGCUAUAUUGGAUCCCUGUUAUUUGGAGUCUUCACAUCGCCACAGAGCACUCAGCUGUCUGCAGUCAAGGAAAUCACUCUGCUGCCAUGGAAACCAUCUGCCCUCUGCUGCCACGGCAACCAUCUGCCCUCUAACAGGCCAACGAUUUGA
This is a messenger RNA of Oncorhynchus keta (chum salmon), 2040 nucleotides long. RefSeq lists its product as uncharacterized. The transcript has 3 exons. The coding region runs from base 658 to 2040 and encodes 460 amino acids. The record is from RefSeq and is a predicted model, not a curated record. NCBI's taxonomy places the organism in Eukaryota, Metazoa, Chordata, Actinopteri, Salmoniformes, Salmonidae.